Striga asiatica is the source of this 546-nucleotide messenger RNA. The record is from the annotation of a GenBank genome assembly. Lineage: Eukaryota; Viridiplantae; Streptophyta; Magnoliopsida; Lamiales; Orobanchaceae.
AUAAUCUGCGUACGGCAGAUGAAAAUAACGUCCAUAGUUUGGCAGUUCACACUAUUGAUCACUUCCACAACUUUUUGUACUUGUUUGCAAUUAAAAAACGAGGAGCAUCAAUCAACUACCUAUGAUGUGGAUCCCACUUGUAACACGAGCUUCCCGACUAUUCAAGAAGCAAUCGAUUCUGUUCCCCCACGCAACCACCAUUGGAUAAACAUCUCUGUCAAAACUGGAGUUUACAAAGAACAAGUGAAAAUUCCUCGAGACAAGCCGUUCAUAUAUCUCAAAGGAGAAGGAAUAGGAAAAACUGUACUAGUAUGGGGCGCACAUGACUCCAUGUUGACAUCACCCACUUUUGCCUCCAUGGCCGAUAAUAUUGUAGUCUCAGGGAUUACCUUUCAAUCCGGUGAUGCCAGUGGUGGCUGCAAGAAUCUCCGCUCUUUGGGGUACCAAGACACGUUGUUGGAUGAUAAGGGCAGACAUUUUUUCAAGCGUUGUGCAAUUGAAGGAGCUGUAGAUUUUAUCUUUGGAGCUGCUCAAUCUAUAUAUGAG